GCGUUAAACACACAUUCAUCUUUUUGUUCGUGUUGUGUUUGCUUUGAAGAAGUGAGGGGUGUUCUUUGUUGGUGAAUACACCCACUCACGCGUUCGUGGUUGCAGGCUCUAAUCAGAUCCCAAAUGAUCAACUUUGUGCUUCUCAUUAGUCGCCAAGGGAAGGUGAGACUGACAAAAUGGUACUCACCUUAUUCUCAGAAAGAAAGGAGUAAGGUAAUCCGUGAGCUCAGUGGAAUGAUUCUUUCCCGUGCUCCCAAGCAAUGUAAUUUUGUAGAAUGGCGAGGACAUAAAGUUGUUUAUAAAAGGUAUGCUAGUCUCUAUUUCUGCAUGUGCAUUGAUCAAGAUGACAAUGAAUUAGAAGUCCUUGAAAUAAUUCAUCAUUUUGUGGAGAUUCUUGACCGGUAUUUUGGCAGUGUCUGUGAACUGGACUUAAUAUUCAACUUUCACAAGGCCUACUAUAUACUAGAUGAAAUUCUAAUUGCCGGUGAGCUUCAAGAGUCCAGCAAGAAAACAGUUGCUCGAUUGAUAGCAGCACAGGAUUCGUUGGUGGAGAAUGCGAAGGAAGAAGUCAGUUCAUUAAGUAAUAUAAUUGCACAAGCCACUAAGUGAGGAAAACAAAUGUUUCAGUUUCCUGCUCCUCAUAUAGUAUGUCGAAUUGUCAAUGUCCGAUUUUACUGUUACUAAGUUGUCUUUCUUGAUGUUGUCUUUCUCACAUAUCAUGUUUGUGUAUGCCUGAACUGUAUUACUUGUUGUGGUGAGAUUGAGCCCCCAGGGUUACUUUUACUUUGCAUGUUCUGAGAUUGAAAUUGAAUAGAUUCCUUGGUAAUAUCCUUUUUCUUUUUCCCAUUUUGUAAUAUAUUGUUUGCUAUAAAGAGUUUGUAAGAAUGAUUAGAAAUUAUUUUAAUAGGUAGAGUAUUAUUUUCAUGGAUAA
Messenger RNA from Glycine soja, 931 nucleotides. RefSeq names its product AP-1 complex subunit sigma-2. The coding region runs from base 124 to 609 and encodes 161 amino acids. Gene Ontology annotation, cellular component: intracellular membrane-bounded organelle; membrane coat; AP-1 adaptor complex. The record is from RefSeq and is a predicted model, not a curated record. Lineage: Eukaryota; Viridiplantae; Streptophyta; Magnoliopsida; Fabales; Fabaceae. Gene Ontology annotation, molecular function: clathrin-cargo adaptor activity. The transcript has 7 exons. Gene Ontology annotation, biological process: intracellular protein transport; vesicle-mediated transport.